Messenger RNA from Pestalotiopsis fici W106-1, 1077 nucleotides. RefSeq names its product D-xylulose reductase A. The record is from RefSeq and is a predicted model, not a curated record. Lineage: Eukaryota; Fungi; Ascomycota; Sordariomycetes; Amphisphaeriales; Sporocadaceae. Gene Ontology annotation, molecular function: zinc ion binding; L-iditol 2-dehydrogenase (NAD+) activity. Gene Ontology annotation, biological process: D-sorbitol catabolic process. Bases 1 to 1077 code for a protein of 358 amino acids. The transcript is spliced from 2 exons.
AUGGAUCCCAGUACAGCCAGCAACAAAUCCUUUAUCCUCGAAAAGCCCAAGUCCGUUACCUACGCCGACCGGCCGGUGCCCAAGCUCAGCUCCCCUCAUGAUGUCCUCGUCGCCGUAAACUACACGGGCAUCUGCGGCUCCGACGUGCACUACUGGCACCACGGCGCCAUUGGGCACUUUGUCGUCAAGGACCCCAUGGUGCUGGGCCACGAGAGCGCCGGCACCGUCGUGGCCGUCGGCGACUCCGUCACCACCCUGCAAAAGGGCGACCGCGUCGCCCUCGAGCCCGGAUACCCCUGCCGCCGCUGCGAGCCCUGCCUCGCCGGCAAGUACAACCUCUGCCCCGAGAUGCGCUUCGCCGCCACGCCGCCGCACGACGGCACCCUGACGGGCUUCUGGGCCGCCCCCGCCGACUUCUGCUACAAGCUGCCCGACCACGUGUCGACGCAGGAGGGCGCCCUGGUCGAGCCCCUCGCCGUCGCCGUCCACAUUGUGCGCCAGGCCGCGGUGUCGCCGGGCCAGUCCGUCGUGGUCAUGGGCGCGGGGCCCGUGGGCCUGCUGUGCGCCGCCGUGGCCAAGGCGUUUGGCGCCACAAAGGUCUGCAGCGUCGACAUUGUCGACUCCAAGCUCGAGUUUGCAAAGUCCUUUAGCAGCACGCACACGUACGCGUCGCAGCGCAUCUCGGCCGAGGAAAACGCCGAGAACAUCAAGCGCGCCAUUGGCCAGCCCGGCGGCGCCGACGUGGUCAUUGACGCCAGCGGUGCCGAGCCCAGCAUCCAGACGAGUCUGCACACGGUGCGCAUGGGCGGUACCUAUGUGCAGGGCGGAAUGGGCAAGCCCGACAUUACCUUUCCCAUCAUGGCCUUGUGUCUAAAGGAGGUGACGGCCAAGGGCUCGUUCCGCUAUGGUAGUGGCGAUUACCGCCUGGCCGUUGAGCUUCUCGCCAGCGGCAAGGUUGACGUCAAGAAGCUCAUUAGUGACGUUGUGGCCUUUGAGCAGGCCGAGGAGGCCUUUAAAAAGGUUGCCGAGGGCAAGGUUAUCAAGAUUCUGAUUGCUGGCCCCAAUGAGAAGCAAUAG